This is a messenger RNA of Dalotia coriaria, 706 nucleotides long. RefSeq lists its product as uncharacterized. NCBI's taxonomy places the organism in Eukaryota, Metazoa, Arthropoda, Insecta, Coleoptera, Staphylinidae. Bases 1 to 156 code for a protein of 51 amino acids. The transcript has 2 exons. The record is from RefSeq and is a predicted model, not a curated record.
AUGAAUAGUAGGCUUGACGUGUAUAAACCCAGUUCGAAGUUUCUGCCAGUCAUUCGAUUGGAUAAACACCUGAGAACUCGAAAAGGCAGUCGACUUGGCAACUCCGGCAAUCGGUUAGAACUGCAGGUGCUCACCCAGCUCCAUCACGUGCCCUAGCUUGACCACGCCCACAUUAGACACCAGUGACAUCUAUUAGCAUCAAUCGCACGCACGUCUAGGAAAUUAACCUCAUCGCACACCGCACACAGCAUUUCAAAAUGGUCCAGGGAACUUCGUACGACUACGGCACCAAGGUGACGCCCGCGUCAGCGUCCUCGUGGGAGAAGGCCUCGGCGAAGCGCUCCGGCUACGAAGCCGUGCAACGCGCCGAUAAAGAGCGCCAGGAGCAGAAGGCCAAAGAGGCGAACAAGUAUGGCGCGUGGGGGUCCACCUUCAAGGGGCGUGAUCACUUUGCCAGCAUGCAUCACUGUUAAAUUAUUUCAGUAAUGCAGGCGAUAAAGUGAAAAUAAUCUAAAUUUUGUUUGAAUAACACAUUACUAAACUUUAAAAAUUGCAAUUUUGUUUUUGUUUUGUCCGGGGCUGUGUAGCUGUAGUCGGUAGUCAUUUUAAUCACCAUUUCGUUUGUUUUUGUUUUUUUUUUAAGUUUUGUUUUGCACCUAACACAUGGAAAUAAUGCUUUGUACACGUAAUAAAUGAUUAAUGAUCA